Eublepharis macularius is the source of this 2720-nucleotide messenger RNA. RefSeq names its product protein argonaute-3. Gene Ontology annotation, biological process: regulatory ncRNA-mediated gene silencing; regulation of stem cell proliferation. The transcript is spliced from 19 exons. NCBI's taxonomy places the organism in Eukaryota, Metazoa, Chordata, Lepidosauria, Squamata, Eublepharidae. The record is from RefSeq and is a predicted model, not a curated record. Gene Ontology annotation, molecular function: RNA binding; protein binding. The coding region runs from base 105 to 2687 and encodes 860 amino acids.
AUCGCCACAGGCCCGGCCGGACCGGGAGGGCUCAGCAAGAACGCCGCGGCGAAGAAAACCGACCGGCACCCGUAGUCCCAAAGCGGCCGCGCCGAGCUCCAUGAAUGGAAAUCAGCAGUGCAGGACCCGUUGGGGCACAGCCCCUCCUCAUGGUGCCCAGACGUCCUGGCUAUGGCACUAUGGGCAAGCCCAUUAAAUUGCUGGCCAACUGCUUCCAAGUUGAAAUCCCAAAGAUUGAUGUCUACCUCUAUGAGGUGGAUAUUAAGCCAGACAAGUGUCCUCGAAGGGUGAACAGGGAGGUGGUGGAUUCAAUGGUGCAGCAUUUUAAAGUAACAAUAUUUGGGGACCGUAGACCAGUUUAUGAUGGUAAAAGAAGCCUUUACACAGCCAAUCCACUCCCUGUGGCCACUACUGGGGUGGAUUUGGAUGUUACAUUGCCAGGAGAAGGAGGCAAAGAUCGUCCCUUCAAGGUGUCAAUAAAAUUUGUCUCCCGGGUGAGCUGGCACUUGCUGCACGAGGUACUGACAGGACGAACCUUGCCUGAACCUCUGGAACUGGACAAGCCAAUCAGCACUAACCCUGUUCAUGCUGUUGAUGUGGUGCUACGACACCUGCCCUCCAUGAAGUAUACACCUGUAGGCCGCUCAUUUUUCUCUGCUCCAGAAGGAUAUGACCACCCUUUGGGAGGCGGCCGAGAAGUAUGGUUUGGAUUCCAUCAGUCUGUUCGGCCUGCGAUGUGGAAAAUGAUGCUGAAUAUUGAUGUUUCUGCCACUGCCUUCUACAAAGCACAACCUGUAAUUCAGUUCAUGUGUGAAGUUCUUGAUAUUCACAACAUUGAUGAACAGCCACGACCUUUGACUGAUUCUCACCGGGUAAAAUUCACCAAAGAGAUAAAGGGUCUGAAGGUUGAAGUGACUCAUUGUGGAACAAUGAGACGGAAGUACCGUGUCUGUAAUGUUACAAGGAGACCUGCCAGUCAUCAAACCUUCCCUUUGCAGUUAGAAAAUGGUCAGACUGUGGAAAGAACAGUAGCACAGUACUUCAGAGAAAAGUACAACCUCCAGCUGAAAUAUCCUCAUCUUCCUUGUCUACAAGUGGGACAGGAGCAGAAACACACCUACCUGCCUCUUGAAGUGUGUAACAUCGUGGCAGGCCAGCGAUGUAUCAAGAAGCUGACUGACAAUCAAACAUCAACCAUGAUCAAAGCGACAGCAAGAUCUGCCCCAGACAGGCAAGAAGAAAUCAGCAGGCUGGUGAGAAGUGCGAACUAUGAUGCAGACCCAUUUGUUCAGGAGUUUCAGUUUAAAGUUCGCGAUGAGAUGGCUCAUGUAACAGGGCGUGUGCUUCCAGCUCCCAUGUUGCAAUAUGGAGGGAGGAACCGAACAGUAGCAACACCGAGCCAUGGUGUAUGGGAUAUGCGAGGAAAACAAUUUCACACUGGUGUGGAGAUCAAGAUGUGGGCCAUAGCUUGCUUUGCAACACAGAGGCAGUGCCGCGAAGAGAUACUGAAGGGUUUCACAGACCAGCUGCGCAAGAUCUCCAAGGAUGCAGGGAUGCCAAUCCAGGGCCAGCCCUGCUUCUGCAAAUACGCACAAGGUGCAGACAGCGUGGAGCCCAUGUUCCGGCACCUUAAGAACACGUAUUCUGGGCUCCAGCUCAUCAUAGUCAUCCUGCCAGGGAAGACACCAGUGUAUGCGGAGGUGAAGCGUGUGGGAGAUACACUUUUGGGUAUGGCCACACAGUGUGUUCAAGUAAAGAACGUCAUAAAAACAUCUCCUCAGACCCUCUCAAACUUGUGCCUAAAGAUUAAUGUAAAACUUGGAGGAAUCAAUAACAUCCUUGUACCUCAUCAGCGACCUUCUGUAUUCCAGCAACCAGUGAUUUUCUUGGGUGCAGAUGUUACUCAUCCACCUGCUGGGGAUGGGAAGAAGCCAUCCAUAGCUGCUGUUGUAGGCAGCAUGGAUGCCCAUCCAAGCAGGUAUUGUGCCACAGUAAGAGUUCAAAAGCCUCGCCAGGAGAUCAUCCAAGACUUAGCCUCCAUGGUUAGAGAGCUUCUCAUUCAGUUUUACAAGUCAACACGGUUCAAACCCACACGAAUUAUUUUCUACCGUGAUGGGGUGUCAGAAGGACAGUUUCGCCAGGUGUUAUAUUAUGAGCUGCUAGCAAUUAGAGAGGCCUGCAUCAGCUUGGAAAAGGAUUAUCAACCAGGCAUAACAUACAUUGUUGUGCAGAAGAGGCAUCAUACAAGACUGUUUUGUGCAGAUAGGACAGAAAGGGUUGGAAGAAGUGGCAACAUCCCAGCUGGAACAACUGUAGACACAGACAUCACGCAUCCAUAUGAAUUUGAUUUUUACCUCUGUAGCCAUGCAGGAAUACAGGGUACCAGCCGUCCCUCACAUUAUCAUGUAUUGUGGGAUGAUAACUGUUUUACUGCAGACGAACUUCAGCUGCUAACCUACCAGCUCUGCCACACCUAUGUGCGCUGCACACGGUCUGUGUCUAUACCUGCACCAGCGUAUUAUGCUCACCUGGUAGCAUUCAGAGCAAGAUACCAUCUUGUGGACAAAGAACAUGACAGUGCUGAAGGAAGCCACGUUUCAGGACAGAGCAAUGGGAGAGAUCCCCAGGCACUUGCAAAGGCUGUACAGAUUCACCAAGACACCUUACGCACCAUGUACUUUGCUUAGCUAUUAAAAAAAGAAGAAUGAAGCCUAUUCAGA